Staurois parvus is the source of this 374-nucleotide messenger RNA. The record is from the annotation of a GenBank genome assembly. NCBI's taxonomy places the organism in Eukaryota, Metazoa, Chordata, Amphibia, Anura, Ranidae.
AGAUAGUGAGCAGGGGCGGACUGACCAUUUCAGCACUUGGGCACUGCCCGAGGGCCCGGGGUCAGUAGGAGGCCCCAUGAGAUGCCCCUGGUACCUUUAUUUGGCUUUUUCAUAGGUUUUUUUUUGGCUGUGGGUAAGGACACAGGGGCCCCAUGGUUGCAGUGCCCAAGUUUCUAAAUGGUCAGUCCGCCCCUGGCCAACAGUGAAGACUUUGCAAUGGGGGAAGCUACUGGUUUUCACUUGUUCAGCCUGCAGGAUGACCAAGAGAAAAUCAAGCUGUGUAAGAGGCAAUUUGCUCUGCAUUCACUUGAGUUGUUACUAAAAACCCAGGACCCUACAUUCAGGGUCUGGCUCUGAGGAAGAAGGUUGUGUCC